AUGUUUAAUACCAGAUUCUUUGUUGCUUCUUUCUUUGCUCUUCUCUUCCUCGCUGUCUCUGCGUCUCCUGCCCCAGAGCCCACCCCCGCUCCCCCAUAUGAGCCCCAGGUACAGGAGCGUGCCCUUGAUGACAUUAUCUCUGAUAUAACUGGUGGUGCUGCUUCUAUUGGUAGCCAGAUCACAGCUGGUGCCGCCAGUCUCGGGUCAGACUUCACCAGCAUCGGCGCUGGCAUCGGUCAGAAAGUGACAUCCAUCGGCGGCCAGGCAGUGACAGUUGUAACCAGUGUAGGUGGCCAAGCAAUAACGCUUGCCACCAACGGUGCCGUAACCUCGAUAUUUGACUCUGUCUUCACUAUUGCCACAUCUGCUGCUGGAGCCGCCGCGUCUGCAGCAUCAAGCGCUGCCCACAACAAUAACAGUGGUGGAAUGUCUGCUUCCUCAGGCAUCCAGACACCUCUAAUCGUCGGCAUUGCAACCAUCAUGAUUAGCACCAUGGUUGGCGCUUUUAUUACAAUCUAA
Psilocybe cubensis is the source of this 519-nucleotide messenger RNA. RefSeq lists its product as uncharacterized. Lineage: Eukaryota; Fungi; Basidiomycota; Agaricomycetes; Agaricales; Agrocybaceae. The transcript is spliced from 4 exons. Bases 1 to 519 code for a protein of 172 amino acids. The record is from RefSeq and is a predicted model, not a curated record.